UAUUUGUCCAAGAAUUAGAAUUUAAUGCUGCCAUAUAAUGUCACUGUUCAACUAUUAAAUCUGUUACAGUCGAAGGUUGAUGAGUGGAGCGGGGUACAAUCAGCUACUGUGACAUCCAGUGUCAUCUUUACACUAUUGCGAACGUGACUGCACGUAUAAAUUUUUGGAGUGCAUUGGUGAAUGUGGUCAGCAAUCCAAUCUUUGGCGAAGUAAUUACAUACCAUUUCGAGCAGAUCCGAUCGUCUCGCCGUUUCGGGAUUUUAAGCACCAUUUCCAAAAGUUAAAAGAAAUACGGAAAGAUGACAACUUGGCAGGGUGCACCUGGUGCAGGAUUUUAUCCAGGACAACAAGGUUUUCCUCAACAAAAUCCUGGAUAUCCACCUUACGAAGGAUAUAAUUCAGGGUAUCCACCUCCUUACGGGGCAAAUCCACCACCAGGACCAGGUUUCAUUCCUCCCCCAGGAGGCCCCCCAUUUGGACAAGUACCACCAGCUGGUCCAGCAUUUGGAACACACCCAAGCAUGUACAAUUCAAAUUAUACAGAAGAAUCCAUGCAAGAUGAAGUCAAAAGAUUUGACUUCACUGAGAAAACGAUCAGAAAUGGAUUCAUCAGGAAAGUUUACAGUAUACUAAUGUGUCAACUUCUGAUUACUGUGUCGAUGAUAGCAUUAUUCCUUUAUCACCAACCUACUAAAUUAUGGGUGGCAAACCAUAGAGAAGUAUUUUGGAUCUGUUUUGCAGCUACUUUUAUUUUGAUAAUCUGUAUGGUCUGUUGCACCAGUGUGAGGCGAAAAGCCCCCAUGAAUUUUAUAUUUUUGUUCCUAUUCACGGUAGCAGAAGGUUUUCUGCUAGCUACUGCUGCUUCUACAUAUAGCUCUGAAGAAGUACUAUUGGCCGUUGGAAUUACUGCUGCUGUUUGUUUUGCACUGACGUUAUUUGCAUUCCAAACGAAAUUUGAUUUCACUGCUUGCCAUAGUAUUUUGUUCGUGGCGUUGAUCGUGUUUGUACUUUUUGGUAUAAUUGCUAUGAUCUGGCACGGAAAAAUAAUGACUCUAGUUUAUGCAUCGAUUGGAGCUCUACUUUUCUCUGUUUACUUAGUCUACGAUACGCAAAUGAUGAUUGGUGGCAGCCACAAAUAUUCAAUUUCCCCUGAAGAAUAUAUCUUCGCGGCAUUGACUCUGUACUUGGAUGUUGUGAACAUCUUCCUUUACAUUUUAACUAUUAUUGGAGCUGCACGAGAUUAAAUGCUGUAAUAUACUAUGUUUUUGCCACUGGAUUAAUCUUGAACACAAAAUGCUUCUACUUAUUGUUACUCUGUUUUGACUCUCUUUACUUUUCACAUAGAGAGUGUAUUACAGAUCAAUAUGAAAAUGAAUUAGGCAACAUGUAGUAAGCAUUAAAUUAUAUCAAGUAAUAGCUUUUACACGUUUCUCAAAUUGAAGUCAAUACCGAAUAAAGUUUGACUUCUAGUCUCAGAAGUCAAACAGAGUAAAUCCUAUGCUUUUCUUGGAAGGCAAGCUAAGUGGUUAUUAUAGUUAAGAAUAUAAAUAAGAUUUUUAUGAAUGUGAACGCGUAAUUUACGCGUAGUUGAUUAAUUUAUCCUUGAUCAUUUUAUUUUCACUGUAAAGAAGUAUUAUUCAUGUUCAUUGAAUUUCCAUG
This is a messenger RNA of Dufourea novaeangliae, 1659 nucleotides long. RefSeq names its product protein lifeguard 1-like (gene Lfg). The coding region runs from base 300 to 1244 and encodes 314 amino acids. NCBI's taxonomy places the organism in Eukaryota, Metazoa, Arthropoda, Insecta, Hymenoptera, Halictidae. The transcript is spliced from 7 exons. The record is from RefSeq and is a predicted model, not a curated record. Gene Ontology annotation, cellular component: membrane.